AUGCUAUUUGGGUUUUCAGAUGUAGUAUUCUUGCCAAACCUAAAGGACACCCAUGCAGCCAGCAAGGCAAGAGAUACACGGAGGACCACGGGCCUCAGGCGCCACACCACAAAAGCCAAGACGCUGCUGCACAAAGACACCAAACACAAAGCGAGCACUCGCACGCUGGCCCCUGGAGGCCAGCUGUUCAACUACCACAAGCAACGCGCGUCUCCCGAGGACGGCCACCACUACCUCACCGGUCCACUCACAACCGAGGCAAAAUUCUUUCCGCACGGCAGUCUCCUCCUGGGGGUUGCGGGCUCCCCCUGGCGCAGCCCAGCGCAAGACAAAACAAAAACACCUAUUGCCCGGGGGGAAUGA
This is a messenger RNA of Volvox carteri f. nagariensis, 363 nucleotides long. RefSeq lists its product as uncharacterized. The coding region runs from base 1 to 363 and encodes 120 amino acids. Lineage: Eukaryota; Viridiplantae; Chlorophyta; Chlorophyceae; Chlamydomonadales; Volvocaceae. The transcript has a single exon. The record is from RefSeq and is a predicted model, not a curated record.